AUGCGCCGUUCGCAUAAUAUCCUCUUUUUGCUCAACGAGCUUCAUCCAUUCGUGUACAAUCUACGAAGAGUCAGUGACGACACCGGGAUCGAAUCCUCGGUGGUCAAGCAUCGUCUGGACUAUGGAGACGAAGCCACGCUUGGCAGCCAGAUGGAGUGCCGUGUAUCCUUCUACAUCCUUUCACAUCCACUGACUUCAAGUUCACAAGCAUCUCCAUCACCACGUCCACGAUGCAACGACCUUCGCCAUGCAGACGGUCUUUCUGCGCCUGGAUCAUGUCUACUUAUUUCUUCCUCGUUCCUUUCUCAGAAUUCGAAAUGAGUCGCACAAUCGUCUCGAAUCCUUUGCUGGGAGCAAUGUGCAGGGCGGUGAAUUCUCCAAUUUUGUUCUAGACUCAACGAAACUUGGCAUCCAGUGAGGAUGGCCCAGGAGCGGCUCCACAGCCUCAUCGUUACGGCGUAGGCAGCCACAAGGAGAGAAGUAGCAGCAUUGUAUGCCCGACAAGCGACAAUGACUUCGUUGCAAAGGAGCAGACUUUUCACGACUUGGAUCACGACUUUUCACGAUAAGGUGCAAGACGACAUAGUGGAAAGGUCGGAGAUUGAAGUAAUUCCCGAGGUUGAUCAGCGUCAGAGCUGAAGGAUCAUCGAUAAGCAUUCCAGUAUCUCCAAACGGUUCUCGAUGACAGCGAUGUGCAGCGAUGUGCAGCGACGUCCCGAUAUUGCAAGAGACUGGACUUCGAUCAGUGGACAUUGUGGACGAGACGUCACUGACUUGUAUCAUUCGAAGAAAUUAGCAGCAGGGCAAACUCAACUGGCCAAGUUAUGCAUAUCGGCAUGCCUCGGUGACCAUGGAAGCUCUGGACCAGAAAUAAGCACUCAGAUAUCGUGAAAUUGAUCAGGAAAAUGGUUCGCUUUCAUCCAAACCCGGGAAAGUAAACCGUAGAAAGGACAAGGAGGCCUGCAGUGUGUCCAAACUCCACUCGUGCACUGUGUCACGUGCAUCCUCCUCGUCCUUGGGUCUUCUUUGCAAUUAUUGCCAAGUUCGUGCUGUACAGUAGACUUGUUGGGUACUCACGACGUACACCGACCAGAUGCAGUAACCUCGAGCACUAUAUGA
This is a messenger RNA of Marchantia polymorpha subsp. ruderalis, 1119 nucleotides long. NCBI's taxonomy places the organism in Eukaryota, Viridiplantae, Streptophyta, Marchantiopsida, Marchantiales, Marchantiaceae. The record is from the annotation of a GenBank genome assembly.